AGAUAUGAACUCAAUGGGAAAACAUCUCUAUCUCUAGCUAGGCUGAUCGCCAACCUCUUCUCAGUUAGGCCAGAUGUCACUGACUUGAGUGUGGGCGUUCACCUUUCCCCGUCUCUCGUCACCGCGCCCAUCCACUCAAACCACCUCACUCGCUCGCCUAUCCGGACGAACGCCAACCAUCAUGGCCGCUCGUGAAGAGCCGGUCCCCGUGGCUUCGGCUCGAAAUAUGGGCGGAUCCCGGCCCCAAUCUCGCGAAAUCCAGACGUCCACCUCUUCUUCGUCCUUCCUACCACCCGGCCCCAACGUCAUAAUAAGGGAUCCCAACCAUGAUGGCCCCGCCCCUCCACUAAACCCACCCGACCGAACGGCGCCGUCCAGAUCACGGUCGGAGCCUUUAGCCCCUGGUCCGCCUCCUCGACGUGGGCGUGGAGCGGGUCCGGGUCCUGAGCCCGUUAUCUUAGAUGAAGAGGAGGAACUGGACUUGAAGUACGGGGCCCAUCACGUGAUCAUGUUGUUCACGCCCGUCACUUUGUGCAUGGCGGUGGUGGUGGCCACCAUCGCCUCCGUCACCUUUUAUCGGGAGAAGGACGGCGUGUAUCUGGUGUACACGCCUUUCCACGAGAAGAACGACGAUGUGGGCUCGAAUACGUGGGAAGCAUUUGCCAAUGCGGGCAUUUUAUUGGGAGUCAUAGCCGUUAUGACGUUCGUCUUGAUUUUUGCAUACAAGUACAAGUGUUACCGGCUCAUUCACGGCUGGUUGUUCCUCUCUUCGUUGUUGCUACUGUUCUUGUUCACCUACAUCUACUUCGGAGAGGUGUUCAAGUCCUACAACAUCCCAUUCGAUUACAUCUCGCUGGCAUUUUGCCUCUGGAACUUUGGUGUGGUGGGUAUGAUUUGUAUCCACUGGAAAGGCCCUCUAUUGCUCCAACAGGCCUAUUUGGUCUUCAUUUCGGCGCUCAUGGCGUUGAUCUUCAUCAAAUAUCUGCCUAAUAUCACCACAUGGGUCGUCCUGGGAGCCAUUUCUUUGUGGGACUUAUUCGCCGUCUUGGCCCCAUUCGGUCCCCUCCGGAUUCUGGUGGAAACUGCUCAAGAGCGCAAUGAGCAAAUCUUCCCCUCUCUGAUUUACUCGGCGGGAGUCAUUUACACUUUGGUGGGAGCCGCCGAGCGACCGGCAGGAGAACAAGAUGACGACGCCACUAGGAACGCCCAAGACACGGAAUCGGCUCCUGGCCCACCCCGACGACCUCCUCGGGGACAGCGAACUGGUUCCACACCCUCCCCCCAUGACGAAGCUGAUGGCUUUGAUCGACAGUGGGUGCGUCAGAAUCAAAACCAAAGUGAGGCUUCGUCUCAACAACGUGUGAUUCCACCACCGCGACCAUUGGAAAUGGAAGAGGAGGAAGAUCGGGGCAUUAAAUUGGGCUUGGGAGAUUUCAUUUUCUAUUCGAUAUUGGUGGGAAAAGCAUCUUCGUAUGGUGAUUGGAACACUACUCUGGCAUGUUUUGUGGCCAUCUUGAUCGGUCUGUGUUUAACUUUGAUGUUCUUGGCCAUUUUCCGCCGCGCUCUUCCGGCUUUGCCGUUCUCCAUUGCAUUUGGUCUCGUGUUUUAUUUCGCAACACGAGAAAUCAUUGCCCCCUUCGCUGACACGCUGUCAUCACAGCAAGUAUUUUUCUGAACAACUUCAGUGAUUGGUAGGUCUGUCGUUGUUAGCGGUGCUUGAUCUGGAUUAAUUUGUGUCACUUUACAUUCCCACCCUCCGGAUCAAGCUCUCAAGAUAACCCAACCAUUUAUGUGACUUUCCCUUGAAAUAUUUAACAUGCUCUGGCCCCGCCACUCUUCCUCACUUGUAAGUCAAGUUGCUUUGAGUUGACAGUUAUUCUAUUCUAUCCAUCGUUUAACCAUUCAGCCAGGCUUACCAGGUCCGGAAAGGACUGGAAAGGACUCUGAACUGAAAUGAUGUCGCCCUUCCCUUAAAUGGUCAUUUGUAUGAGUGCAUUGCCCACAACGUCCCUCACCGAAUAAACGUCAGAAAACGCAGA
Molecule: messenger RNA, 2039 nt
Organism: Tigriopus californicus
Lineage: Eukaryota; Metazoa; Arthropoda; Copepoda; Harpacticoida; Harpacticidae
Gene: Psn
Product: presenilin-1-like
Exons: 4
Coding region: 182-1675 (497 amino acids)
Biological process (GO): protein processing; amyloid-beta metabolic process; calcium ion transport
Cellular component (GO): growth cone; dendritic shaft; neuronal cell body
Molecular function (GO): aspartic endopeptidase activity, intramembrane cleaving
Source: RefSeq, a predicted model, not a curated record